AAAAAUAUGUUCACCAUAAAUUUAUCUCGCCAACGCUUCAGCUGCUGCUGUUUGGUAUAGCUUUCAGUUAAUAGCCGGAUAAAGUUUGUCAAUGGAGAAAAAACGUUAACUUGUAUGCUGCAUUCAUUUUGUUUACGGAAAUUCAAGCGUUACGUGACAGUCCAUAAAUUGGAUUAGCGCUAAGUACCGGUGAAUGAUAGUUUAGCAAACUUGCUAGCUAACGUUAGCUAAACGGACUGGGAGUGAAGUUUGCGGUCGUUAGCUGUCCGGCUAAUUCAAUACGCGAAUGGUAAUGUACUAGACAAUUCCGAAUGUCUCCUCCAUUUUAGCGACGGUGUGUUCUAACACUACAAGGUCAACGUCUUUAGUAGCUAUCCGCUCGUGUAAAAGUCAUUAGGUUAACAACAUGGAUAGUUACAGUCAGCGGUUUGAAUCUACUGCCGGACGCGACAGUAAACUUCAAAAGAAGAAGGGUUCUUCCCAAAACAGCACAUCAUGUUACGAUGAAGGAGACCGCAAACCAAAGUUUCACUUACCCUUUAGAAACAUCACAGAUGAUGUGCUGGACAGGUUCGCCAGUAUUCGGAUUCCGGGUAGUAAAAAGGAGCGCCCCCCCCUGUCACAUUCUAAACACAAUACUAAUGAUCGGUCCAUUUCCUCAUCAUCCACCUCACAUCACUUUGAGGAGCUUUCAUCAAAGAUCACCUCGGAAAAAGAGAUCUUGGCUCUGUUUGAAAAGAUGAUGGAGGACAUGAACUUGAGUGAGGAAAAAAAGACCCCUUUAAGAGACAAGGACCUCAACACAAAGAGAGAAAUGGUCAUUCAGUAUGUUUUUACUGCCUCUAAAACUGGUAGCUUGAGAAGCAGCCAUCAGAUAUCUCCCCAGGAAUUCUUGGGAGAGCUGAAGUCAGGGGUGAUGGACGAACGUCUGUUUGCCUGUCUAGACUCAUUGCGUGUGUCCCUUACCAGCAACCCUGUCAGUUGGGUGCAGAGCUUUGGUCAUGAGGGUCUUGGACUGCUGCUGGAGAUUUUGGAAAGGUUGCUGUUCAAGAAACAGCAAGAGAAGAUUGACAAAAAGAACCAACAUAAAGUUGUCCAAUGUCUUAAAGCCUUCAUGAACAAUAAGUAUGGCUUGGAUCGAAUCCUUGGGGAGGAGAAAAGUCUUUCGUUACUGGCAAGAGCUAUUGAUCCCACCCAGUCUGCCAUGAUGACUGACGUGGUAAAGCUGCUGUCAGCCAUCUGCAUUGUGGGCGAAGAGAACACUCUGGAAAAGGUCCUUGAAGCCAUCACCACAGCAGGGGAAUGGCGAGCCAUCGAGAGGUUCAGUCCCAUUGUGCAGGGACUACGAGAUCGCUCGGUUCAAUUACAAGUGGCAUGCAUGCAGCUCAUCAAUGCACUAGUAACAUCGCCUGAUGAGCUGGACUUCAGGCUGCACAUCAGAAAUGAAUUUAUGCGCUGUGGCCUGAAAGAGAUAUUGCCGCAACUGACAACCAUCAGGAAUGAGGCCCUUGACAUUCAGCUGAAGGUAUUUGAAGAGCACAAAGAAGAGGACAUGAUAGAGUUCUCUCAUAGGCUGGAGGACAUCAAGAGUGAACUUGAUGAUGUGGGGGAUGUAUUCAGUAUUGUGCAGAGCAUGGUGAAGGACAGCACUGCAGAGCCGUAUUUCCUCUCCAUAAUGCAGCACCUGAUGCUUAUACGCAACGACUACUUGGUCAGGCCCCAGUACUUUAAGGUCAUUGAGGAGUGUGUCUCUCAAAUUGUCCUGCACCGUAGUGGCACAGACCCAGACUUCAGUUACCGCAAGCGCCUAGAUGUGGAUUUCAGCCACCUCUUAGAGGUGUGUGUAGAUAAAGCCCGAACUGAUGAGUAUGAACAAAGAGCUUCAGAACUGGCACAGAAGUUUGAUGAGGAGUUUCUAAGCAGACAGGAGGCACAAGCUCAGCUGGUUAAGUGUGAAGAAAAAAUAGCUGAACUCCAAGCAGAGCUGCAGGCCUUCAGGUCCCAGUUUGGAGCUGUACCUGUGGGUCUGUCUUCUGCCCAUGUUGGACAAGCGUCAUCUUCCUCAGGAUUCCCAUCUGGGCCUCCACCCCCUGCUCCGGCCCCUGGGGUACCAGCUCCCCCUCCUCCUCCCCCUCCGCCUCCUUUACCUGGCUGUCCUGCUCCACUUCCUCCAACUGGAGUGCCUCCACCAUUUGGUGCUCCCCCUCCACCCCCUCCAGGGUUUGGGGGUGGUUUAGGCUCCCCCACCCACCAUGCGCUGCCUUAUGGCCUCAGGCCUAAGAAGGAAUUCAAGCCUGAGACCUCCAUGAAGCGCCUCAACUGGUCCAAGAUUCGACCCCAGGAAAUGUCAGAGGGCUGUUUCUGGGUGCUGGCUGAUGAAAACCAAUAUAUGAAACCAGAAUUACUCAGCAGAGUUGCUCUCACUUUUUCUUCUCAAAGAACAGCCAAAAAAGAAGAGGAAGAUCUGGAGGAUAAGAAAUCCAUAAAGAAGAGAAUUAAAGAGCUCAAGGUGCUCGAUCCUAAGAUUGCACAGAAUCUAUCCAUCUUCCUGGGUUCCUUCCGUAUGCCUUAUCAGGAAAUUCGUCAGAUGAUAGUGGAGGUGGAUGAGGAGCAACUCACUGAACCUAUGAUCCAGAACCUUGUGAAACACCUACCUGAGCAGGAGCAGCUGAACGCCUUGGCAAAGUAUAAAAAUGAGUAUGCGAAUUUGUCAGAGCCUGAGCAGUUUGGGGUUGUGAUGAGCAGUGUGAAGCGGCUGCGUCCUCGUCUCAGCCAUAUCCUCUUCCGGCUGCAGUUUGAAGAGCACGUAAACAACCUGCGUCCAGAUAUCCUGGCUGUAAAUGCUGCCUGUGAUGAGGUCAGGAAGAGCCGCUCCUUUGGCCGCCUGCUGGAGCUGGUGCUACUGCUGGGGAAUUACAUGAACGCAGGCUCUCGAAACGCCCAGUCAUAUGGCUUCGACCUCAGUUCGCUGUGCAAGCUAAAAGACACUAAGUCAGCGGACCAACAGACCACAUUACUCCACUUCCUGGCGCAAGUGUGUGAGGAGGAAUUCCCAGAUGUGAUCAAGUUUGUUGAAGACCUGGAGCAUGUGGACCGAGCUAGCAGAGUGUCUGCAGAGAAUCUGGAAAAGAGCCUCAGGCAGAUGGAGAGGCAGCUGCUGCAGCUGGAGAGAGACCUGGAGACUUUCUCUUCCCCCGAUGACCCCAACGACAUGUUCUUCACUAAAAUGGCUAGCUUCAGUAAGGUUGCACGGGAGCAGUAUGACAAGCUGGUGACAAUGCACAGCAAUAUGGAGACCCUGUAUCAGAACGUGCUGGAGUACUUUGCCGUCGAUCCCAAGAAGACCUCGGUGGAGGAGCUGUUCACUGAUCUCAGCAACUUCCGUUCUAUGUUCACUCUAGCACUGAAGGAGAACCUGAGGCGCAGGGAGUCAGAGGAGAAACAGAGGAGAGCACGGGCGGCAAAGGAGAAGGCUGAGCGUGAAAAGCAGGAGAGACAGCAGAAGAAGAGGAGGUUGCUGGAAGUCAAUGCAGAGAAUGAUGAGACAGGUGUGAUGGAUAGUUUGCUGGAAGCUCUACAGUCAGGAGCUGCAUUCAGAGACCGCAGGAAGCGAGCACCAAGACCCAGAGAAAACCAGCAGCUGACGAUCAGCCCCAGCUCCUUCCGCCAGGUUCUCAGGCCUGUUAACCAUGAAAACAACAAGGCACCUUUACAAAGGUCUCGCUCUCGGCAGAAUAUAAAUGCGAGUUCAGCUGCGGUGAAAGCUCCCCCUGCCAAGGAGGCCCGUAACGAGUCUGAAGACCAUCCAUCUGCAGCCCGGGCCAAGGCUGCUGCGUGUUCAGAGUCAGGCCGCAGGUACAGGAAUGCCCCGGGUCACAGCUACUGGCUGGACAGAGAGAGGGUGGUGGAGAGAGAGAUGGUUAAACCGACUGGGAAAGAGAUGGAGGUGGAAGCAGAGCAUCCAGCCUUCCACCCGUCCACCACUGGUGCUGCGGUCAGUAGCUGUAGCACCAAUGGAGAGUCGGACGUAGAGGCUCUCCUGGCCAAACUCAGGGCUUUGUGAGGAUAAUUUUCACAUUAUCUCUAAAAUGACAUACAUAUGUAGCUUACAGUAUGUUUGCACUCAUACAUCUUAAUGAACUCUGAAUGUCACCUAAAAGAUUUUCCUUCAACAGCUUCGUAAAUAAGCUUUAAUAAGAUUUGUCAGAGAUAAAUAAUAGCAGGGCAAUUAUAACAAUAAAUAAAUAAGAAAACAAGGACUUUUUUUGAAGCUUUGUAGAAAAUAAAUGUGUACAAAACUCAAAUUGAGGACCAUGCUUUUGACGCUUGAUGGACAGACUUGAUUACAGACUUAAAAAAUUAUUUUCUGAAAGAAAAUUCAGGCAGGUAGAGCACUUGUAGUUGGUCAUGCUUUGGCCCACAGAAUAUCCUCAGAGGUUACUUCCUGAAAUAGAGACUGAUUUCCAGAUGUUAUGGUUCAUGGGAAAUACUUACUCAUAUUAAUGUCACAUAUUAUAGUUCAAACAAGAAAACACAGCCAAAUUGAUUCAGCAGAGUCUCUACCUGAUCGAUCCUGUAAAGUGAACUGCCAAAAACCUUUGGCUCUCAUCUAUAUAUUCCAGACAUAUACAACAUACCUUUUUGUCUGACAGCAAAAUAUGCAAUGUUGCUGAGCACUUUCUUUGUAAUCCAGAAGUAUGCAAUAUUAAAUAACAGCUAUAUCACAUUUAAUUUCACAUUGGCAUUUCUUAGAAUUGCCUCUACUGUAGCUUUUAUUUUACAUUCCUAUCAUCUUGUCUUUUCCAAUCUGUAUUUUAGUUUUUAAUUACAUAUUAGUUAUUUUCAUAUGCAUGGUAUUAGUCAUGUACAAUUAAAAAGAUUUUGAGCUUAUAUCUGCAUUUAUUACUUUUGCGUAUUGAUUUUUCUUUUUUUUGUCUUUUUCAUUCCUUGUGGGGUAACACAGCUUUUAUAUUAAAACCACUUACCUUAUUGUUUAUAUUUUCUAUAAAAAUGUAAUCCGCAUUCUAUAAAACUAUAAAAAAAUAUAUAUGAAUAUACACACACACAAAAAGGAUACACACGAGUUAUGCCAUAUGAUCUUUCACAGGUUACAACAGUAAUAGGAAGUCAUUUGACAAGUUGAUUUUGGUUGUACUAGUCUGUUUUGUCUGACAUUGCUGGUGAGAACAUUUACACACUGUGAGAUCGAGUCUGCAAAAAGGGAACAGUGUCUAAGAGUAUUAUUGUCAAAAAAGUUAAUCCAGUUAACCAGAAUUGAUGCUGUUUGUUCUCCUACACUCCGACUGAAAUGACUCAUAUCUUACGCAUAGUUGUCUCAUCUUUACAAUAAAAUAAAGCCCAAAAAAAGUG
Messenger RNA from Micropterus salmoides (largemouth bass), 5370 nucleotides. Its product is annotated as protein diaphanous homolog 3-like. The transcript is spliced from 28 exons. The record is from RefSeq and is a predicted model, not a curated record. Gene Ontology annotation, biological process: actin filament polymerization; actin cytoskeleton organization. Gene Ontology annotation, cellular component: actin filament; cytoplasm. NCBI's taxonomy places the organism in Eukaryota, Metazoa, Chordata, Actinopteri, Centrarchiformes, Centrarchidae. Bases 407 to 4063 code for a protein of 1218 amino acids. Gene Ontology annotation, molecular function: actin binding; microtubule binding; small GTPase binding.